AUGAGCGGCAGAAAGUUUAUGAAAAAUCCGGCUGUUUCUCGACGUUUUCCGGCGAUAUCAGUGGCAGAUUGGAGUAGAAAAGGGCUGGGACUUGUAGAGGAUGACAAGCUGGUUCUUUUGAGACCGGUGUCGACGAAAAUGGCGCCGGACGCGGUGGUGGUGGUGAGGAGAAAACUGAUCAGCUAUUUUGAGAGGGAGGGGGUCUGUUCGUGA
Molecule: messenger RNA, 213 nt
Organism: Prunus armeniaca (apricot)
Lineage: Eukaryota; Viridiplantae; Streptophyta; Magnoliopsida; Rosales; Rosaceae
Source: the annotation of a GenBank genome assembly